Messenger RNA from Cimex lectularius (bed bug), 10153 nucleotides. It is a transcript of the gene zfh2, whose product is annotated as zinc finger homeobox protein 4. Gene Ontology annotation, cellular component: nucleus. Gene Ontology annotation, molecular function: DNA-binding transcription factor activity, RNA polymerase II-specific; RNA polymerase II cis-regulatory region sequence-specific DNA binding; zinc ion binding. The transcript is spliced from 4 exons. Lineage: Eukaryota; Metazoa; Arthropoda; Insecta; Hemiptera; Cimicidae. Bases 479 to 9763 code for a protein of 3094 amino acids. Gene Ontology annotation, biological process: regulation of transcription by RNA polymerase II. The record is from RefSeq and is a predicted model, not a curated record.
CUCGUUGCGUAAACAUUCUUUGUGUGGGGAGAGAGAAGCAAGAGGCGACAAGACCAAACGCGAGGACAGCUCAGACAAAAUUGUGAUAUAGAUAGUGUGUGAUUUUGUGUUUUUUUUUAUUUUUUAUUUUUUGCUUUUUCGAUUCAUUUCUCCGUUCUACGUUUUACGUUAUUUCGCGUCGAGUUUUCUGUUGUUCACAACGUGAGUUUUUUCCCCGCAAGCCUUUGCCCACAUAAGGAAUCAACGGUGACACGAUAUUUUAUAUGGUUCUGCCCCCAGUUUUUCGCCGGCGAUCUCUUGUUUACAUCCUGCAUUUUAAAACUGUGAUCGUUCCGUCUUCUUCGGCAGAGGGUAGACGCAUAUAAAAAAAUAAGAAAAAAAGUGAAGCACAAAGUUUGGAGGAGCACAAUGGAAUGCAAGAAGGAGUGAAGUGUAAAGAAGGCGGAUGGAGACAUGUGAUGUUGUACGUUGAGCAGACAUGUCCUCAACGCCCCAGUCUAUAGUGGACGGGGCCGAUACUCCAGCGGAUCAGCAGACGAGGAUGAGCCCGGAAGAGGAGACCUCUGCUUCACCUACAGCAGGGGCGAUUCCAGGAGGAACGAGAGAGCAAGAGGAGCCGAGGAUGUCGUCGCCACCGUCCGGGUCCAAGUUCCUUUCGGACCAGGGGGAGAAGACGACCGCUGAGGACUCCUGGGGAACGAGCGACGUCGAGAAAUUCGACGGCAAGAUCGUCUAUAACCCCGACGGCUCAGCCUACAUAAUCGAGGAUUCCGAGCUUAGCGAGGAGGACACGGAGCUGCCCCAACUGAUAGGAGACGGGUGCAUCGUCGAUGGGAGAGGAAUGGAUUCGCAGUACCAAGUGUUUCCUCAGAUCGCAAACGCAUUCUACGUAUCGAGAAACCCGUCCCUCCUCGCACAACUCUAUCCGAGCAAACUCGUCCAAGAGAAGAAACUCAUACCCGAGGUGCCGGUUAUGCACAGUUAUCGGGUGUUUACCGUAAGGGAGAAAACGUUAAGCGCUACUCAACAAAACAAUACAGGGAAAGACUGUUCCUCAGUGCCAGUAAAGCCGAUUUUGAUGUGCUUUAUCUGCAAGUUGUCUUUCGGCUAUUCCAAGUCUUUCGUCGCUCACGCCAUGGGCGAUCAUAACCUCGUUUUGCAAGAUGAAGAAAAAGACAUUCUCGGUCACAAAAACGCUUCGGCCAUAAUCCAGUGCGUCGGCAAGGAGAAGGAACCUCUAGUCUCGUUUCUGGAGCCGAUGAGUCCUGCGCGACCCGUCACCGACCUCAGAAGAAGGGAGUUCGUCGAAGAGAAGGCGGAAGACCUAGCGCCGUCGAGAGUAUCCCCAGAGCAGAAACAGGACAAUUCGCAGAACGGCAACCAAAGGAUAAGUUGUGGCAUGGAUUUGACUCGAAAAUCUCCGGCAAACGAGAUGUCGCCGGGAGCGAGUCCUUCGCCCAGUUCCAACAUGAGCCCUCUCAUGGGCAUGUAUCCGCAACAUCCACCCAACUUCCUAACCGGGACGACGAUUGGUGUCUGUCCCGAUCACAUGGGUGGACGCCCAUCCGGCGUAGAAUGUCCCAAAUGCGAAUUGAUACUCACCUCGUCGAGACUGGGUGUCGGCGGUCCCCUAGCCGGCAUGCACUCUCGAAACUCCUGUAAAACAUUGAAAUGUCCGAAAUGUAACUGGCAUUACAAAUAUCAAGAGACUUUAGAGAUACAUAUGAAAGAAAAACACCCGGAGACUGAAACUUCCUGUAUAUACUGUAUAGCCGGACAGCCUCAUCCUCGGCUCGCAAGAGGCGAAACCUACACUUGCGGAUAUAAGCCGUAUAGGUGCGAGGUGUGUAAUUAUUCCACAACGACGAAGGGAAAUCUCAGCAUCCACAUGCAAUCUGAUAAACAUUUAAACAACAUGCAAGAGCUGCAGAACGGAGGGGUACAGUCGGAAAUGCAGCAGCCCACUCCGCCGCCACAACACAAGCCUGGAGGGAUGCCCAGUCCCGCUCACCACUCGCCCAUUGCGCAAAACCAAAAACCUAAACCGACUUUUCGCUGCGACGUCUGUAACUACGAGACAAACGUCGCUAGAAACUUGCGAAUUCACAUGACAUCGGAAAAACAUACCCACAACAUGAUGGUUUUACAGCAGAACGUGAAACAGAUGCAGACGUUUUCCGCGUUGCAGCAAUCACACCAGCAGCAACUGAAUUUCGAAGCGCUUCUGCACUUUCAUCCGGGUCUGACCCUGCCAGGCGAGAAGCCGCCCCCGCACACCGAAGCGGCCUUGGCGGAUAUGGCUUACAACCAAGCCCUGCUCAUUCAAAUGAUGACAGGAGGGCAACUUCCGCCCCAUAUACCACCAGAACUGGCUCCUCACAUGGACAUGGGUCUGAACCCGGAGACUAUGGAACCACCUCCGGAACCCGCCGAUCCCAAUCCUGACCAUCUCUUCCACUGUUGUGUGUGCAAUAACUUUUCGACAGACUCGCUGGAAGCUCUGUCUCACCAUCUCGCCGCCGACCGAACGAAAAUCCGCGAACAGGAGAUCCUAGCCUUAGUCGCCGGCCACUACGUCUGCAAACUGUGCACGUACAAGACAAACCUAAAGGCCAAUUUCCAGCUUCACUGCAAAACUGACAAACACCUGCAGAGACUCCAGCACGUCAACCACGUCAAAGAAGGCGGACCGAGGAACGAAUGGAAGCUUAAGUACGUCUCGUCUCCGGGCGGCGUCCAAGUCCGCUGUCACGCUUGCGAUUACUACACCAACUCGGCCCACAAGCUCCAGCUCCACGCGGCCGGCCAGAGGCACGAGGCGUCCCAGCUCCUCUUCAGACAUCUCAGAGAAUCCGACAACGACAGUGUUCCUAAAGUGUUUCAUUGUGUUUUGUGCGGUUUUUCAUCCCGUGCGCGCCUACCACUUCUACAGCACGUCAGGUCCAUGAAACAUCUACAAAUGGAACAGCUACACCAACUGCAGAGACGCUCCGAAGGAAAAGACCUACAGACCGACAUUUCUGAAGUUUUUCAGGUCAUUCCUCAACCGCAAGAAAACGAUCCUGAUGCGGGUAAAGAGAAAAACGACAAGGAGAACGAUAAAAGGGAAGAAGAGGAGCAUAAGGAGUUGAACUGUUCCAAUUGCAGCUUUUCCGCUCAGAACGAGCAGGUGUUGCAGCAGCACGUGCAGUCUCAGCACGCGCAGAAAGACUUCCUGUGUCCUCUCUGUCAGGAGGGUUUCAAAGACAAGACAGAUCUUGAGACGCACGUCAUGCAGAUCCAUUCUGUAAACUCAGAAGGCCUUCAGAGGCUCUUGAUGCUCGUGGAUCAGUCGCACUGGCUGAAUCAAACUAGAGCGCCGAGCACGUCAGACUCGAAAGAGAGAGAAGAGGAAAAAGAAGAAGCGGAAGAGCCAGAAGACGAAAAGUGUCAAACCUGCAACAGGAGUUUCAAGAACAUCGAUGAACUCUGUUCCCAUCAGAACGAGACCGGCCAUCUGGAAUUGAAACAGACUCCGAGCGGCCCAGGCUAUCUCUGUUGGAAGAAAGGGUGCAAUCAGUAUUUUCAAACGGCCCAUUCGUUGCAGAUGCACUUUAGAGAGAUACACGCGAGAGGGACUGGUCAGAACAUGGCCGUUUCGGAAAAACACGUUUACAAAUACAGGUGUAACCAAUGCAGCCUGGCUUUCAAAACUAUGGAAAAGCUUCAACUUCACUCUCAGUAUCAUUUAAUAAGGGAUGCCACUAAAUGCGUGCUUUGCGGAAGAAGUUUUCGAUCGAUCCUCGCUCUUCAUAAACACGUCGAGACCGCUCAUUCCGACCUCUCGGAAGACGAGAUGGCCGCUUACAAACAGAGCCUGAUGAACAAUCCUCUCCUCCUAGCUGGCAUCAGCGGGCAGAUACUCGACCCAUCGACUAACGAGCUUCUCAAAAGAGAAACAAUGAAAGGCGACGAAGAGAUGGAGACGGACGAGGCAAAAGAACAAGACGAAUCAGUGCCUCAACAGGAAGGUGAUAACAGCGACGAUUCCAUUGUGUACAAAGAGCAACAGUUCCUAGAAGAUUAUUUAAACAGUCAAGCCAUCGCCGAAGAUUCCUACAACGAUCCGGCGAGAAAGUACAAAUGCCACAGGUGUAAAGUUGCAUUCACGAGACAGUCUUAUCUUACUAGCCACAACAAAACAUUGCUCCACAGAAAAGGCGAAAAGUUGUCGUACCCCAUGGAAAAGUAUCUAGAUCCGAACAGGCCUUACAAAUGUGACGUUUGUAAAGAAUCGUUCACGCAGAAGAAUAUUCUUCUCGUACAUUACAACUCCGUGAGUCAUUUGCAUAAAUUAAAGCGGGCAAUGCAGGAACAACAACAAUUACAGCAAAACAAUAAUAACAACAACGCGGUAUCUCCACAAGUCGCAGCUGCUGCCGCUCUCGCGGCACAGCUCGGAGUGCCUCCUCCGCUAAAACCCACACAAGAAGAAGACGACAAGAAACCGUACAAGUGUAACAUUUGUAAAGUUGCUUAUACGCAGGGUUCGACGUUGGAUAUUCACAUGAGGUCCGUAUUGCAUCAGACGAGGGCUUCGAAAUUGCAGGACUUGGCGAUUUCUGGUCAGAUCGAUCUCAGUAAGCCCCUCAUCGAACAACCUGAACCGCAGAAAGCGCAGGAUCAACACAAGAAGCUCAUCCAGGAUAUUCUUGGCAGCUCUCCGAAACAGUUACUAUCGUCUCCACCGUCCUCCGGUAGCUCACAGCUAACCGGAUCAUCGCCGGGAUCUUCUGCACCGCCUCCGGCGGCUUCUACUCCGACCUCGGCACCUUCAGUUCCUACUAGUUUAACUAACACAUCGAACUCUGUGAUAGCCACAUCGCCCAAUUCCGGGAUGUUGUCCUGCGGAAGGUGUAACGCUCUGUUCGUCAACCAAGAACAAUUGAACACCCACCAGCAGCUUUACUGUCUUUUUAAUAAUCCCAUGUCUAUGUUCCCACCGUUGCCUACGCCCCCGUCCUCUUCGGCCAACCUCUCUUCGCCGCAGCCCAACAGCAGCAAAACUCCGCCUCCGAUUCCGUUGACUCCGAUGACACCGUCGAACGACGAGUCCUUCUCGAGGAUUCCGCUCCCUACAAAAAAAUCUUCUCAGAUGUACAAACACCUCCUAGAAAGCUUCGGCUUCGACUUAGUUAUGCAGUUUAAUGAGAAUCACCAAAGAAGGCAGAGGAAAGAGAGAGAAGAGACGGAAAAACUUCUAUCCGAGAUUACCUCGACCACUCAGCCGAUUGAAGAGCAAGAAAAAGAAAAGCCUCCAGAAGAACUACCGGACCAACAUCAACAGGAAGAGCAACAACAUCAGCAACCCGAACAACAACAGCAGCUGCAACAGCCUGAAAAAGACAAAGUCGAAGUUAAAGUCGAAGAAGAACUCUUAGAUCUUCCGGAAGUUGCCAAGUCUACGUGCCAACAUUGUAAUAAAGAGUUCUCCAGUGUCUGGGUGCUUAAAGCUCAUUGUGAGGAGGUUCACAAAGACUUAGUUCCUUUGGACUUCUUAGAAAAGUACGCUCAACAGAUAAAAUGCGAAUACGAGAAAAAAGGAGUUCCGUCUGGUGUCGUUUCUUCCACUACAGGCCAGGAGACAACACCCGAAAAAUCUAACGACGAGGACAACAAAGACGCCCUUCAAGCUAAGCUCGCGUUGCAGCAACAAACGCCCGAGAACGUGACAGCGCCGUCGACACCGACCGCUUCUUCGACUCCCGCUUCGUCUACGGAUUCUCUUCCUGCGACUCUGAGCCAUUCUUUGGCAGCGGCAGUCGCGGGUAUGAGUGGAAACGCGGCAAACAUGGCUUUAGCACAACAAAUGAACGAAAUGCAAGCUGCUCUCAACGUAAUGGCAGCUUCCCAGAUCCAGCAGCAACUACAACAGUUCAAUCCCAUGAUGAUGGGUAUGGCCGGACUUGGUAUGGGACUGCCUUUGGGAUUAAACAUGCCGGCAUUGGCCGCGAUGAAUCUUCAGCCUCCACUUGUACCCAUGAUGAUGCCUCCUCCUUCUUUCGAUUCCAUGGUCGGAAUGGGACAAAACCAACCCAAUCUGUUCAAUCCUCAGGGAAUGGACGCGGCGGCCAUGAUAGCUAAACAACAAGCUUUAAUGCAACAACAACAACAGCAAGUGGUAAGUAACGAUUCAAAAUUUUCCAACGCUCGAGUUCAAAUCAGCGAAUUUGAACAGAAUUUUUGUUUGUUGCAGGCCAACGCACAGCAACAGAAGCGAGCUAGAACCAGGAUCACAGAUGAUCAGCUGAAAAUAUUGCGUGCGCACUUUGACAUAAACAAUUCUCCUUCGGAAGAACAGAUUAACGACAUGGCGGCACAGAGCGGAUUACCACCAAAAGUAAUUAAACACUGGUUCAGAAACACUCUUUUCAAAGAGAGACAGAGAAAUAAAGAUUCGCCCUACAAUUUCAACAACCCACCAAGUACAACGUUAAAUUUAGAGGAGUAUGAAAAAACAGGAGAGGCUAAAGUCACCCAGUUGACUCCUGAAGAACAACAAGCGGCCAGGGAACCGCCCAAGACGCCACAGCUGAAGCCGUCACCUUCGCCGAUUCCUCCCUCGCCACAAUCGAUGCAGCAGAGUUUCAAUCCGACGGAUAUGAUCAAAACGGAGCCGAGGGAUCACGAGAACGAUACACACGAGGAGAAACCUCAAUUCAAUCACAAUCCUAUGCAGUCUCCUGUUAGUCCCAACGAACGUAUGAACAUAAUUACCUCUCGAAACAAUUCGCCGGAAAAUCUGACUCUCACGUCUAUAAUUUCAUCUCAAUUAGGCCCGAAUAUGUCUCAAACCACUAUGUCGUCGCCUCACCCAAACAUGUUACCGCCGCCCAAGCUGACCCCGCCAAAUUUUUCUACACCAAACCACCAGCAAAUGUCCAUGGUCAAUUCCCAGGACUGCUUUACACACGCGAUGAUGGGCAACAACGGCGGGAAUUCGGGCAGCUCCACGGGCAAGCGAGCCAAUCGCACCCGUUUCACCGAUUACCAAAUCAAAGUUCUCCAAGAGUUCUUCGAAAACAACGCGUACCCAAAAGACGACGAUUUGGAAUACCUUUCAAAGCUUCUGAGCCUGAGUCCUAGGGUAAUCGUCGUCUGGUUCCAGAACGCGAGACAAAAGGCAAGAAAAGUGUACGAAAACCAACCACCGGUCGAACUCUCGCCCGGCGUGGACGAAACUGGAGCCGGUAGAUUUCAAAGGACCCCAGGUUUAAACUACCAGUGCAAAAAGUGCCUUUUGGUCUUUCAGAGAUAUUACGAAUUGAUUCGCCACCAGAAGACGCACUGCUUCAAGGAAGAAGACGCAAAAAGGUCGGCACAAGCGCAAGCUGCCGCGGCUCAGAUAGCGGCGGUCCUCUCUUCUGAAGAUUCUAACUCGAGCACUAUCAACGAGCCGAAUACUCAGCAAAGUUUGCCAGGUUUGUCUGGAAGCAAUCCAUCUACACCGAACGCUCCAGUGACACCGACUCCAUCCCAAAACCUAUUUCCUCCAUCGCCCGUACCCAACUCUCAAUCUUCGUCGGACGGAAAAGACAAUUUCCAGUGUGAUCAUUGUAAUUUAGUGUUCCCCAGGUUUGAUCUAUGGCGUGAACAUCAACUAGUCCACAUUAUGAAUCCUAAUUUAUUCCCCACUUACCCUCCUGACAGUCCAUUUGGAAUCCUUCAACAACACGCCCAAUUACAGCAGCAACAACAACAGCAACAGCAACAGCAGCAGCAGCAACAGCAACAGUCGCAACAAUUACAGACAAACCAACAACAGUCUAAACUUAAUCAAGAACUGAUAAAUCCGAAUACUCCUCACCCUUUGAUUUCCAUGCUGGCUGGACACAAGCGUAAAUUUGACGAAUUUGAAGAGAGCAAUGAAAAAGAAGGCGAACAACCCAAAGACAAAAGACUCCGCACUACUAUUUUACCCGAACAGCUGGAUUAUCUAUAUCAAAAAUAUCAGAUUGAAAGCAACCCCUCUAGGAAAAUGUUGGAAAGCAUCGCUCACGAAGUCGGAUUAAAGAAAAGGGUUGUUCAAGUCUGGUUCCAGAACACGCGAGCGAGAGAAAGGAAAGGCCAGUUCCGAGCGCAUUCUCAAGUAAUAAACAAGAGAUGCCCUUUCUGCCCGGCAUUGUUCAAAGUGAAAUCCGCUCUUGAAAGCCAUUUGACGACAAAACAUGCAGAUCAAUGCAGCAGGGGUGAAAUCAACAUCGACGCCAUUCCCGAUGAAGAAGCCUCGUCAGGUGAGGGUUCGACAUUUCAAGACAAGUUCAACAACAUGAUGCCACCUGUUUUUGCUCAGUUCUCAAACGACGUAGACGGCCAGUUGAAAAAGUAUUACGAAGAAUCCAUGAAGAGAUACAUGAGCGAAGCCAUGAACGGUAAAGACCUUUCUGAUUUUGUCAACAAGAAAGACGGAGAGACGGGCGAUUCUCCUUUGGAUCUGAGCAAACCGGUCGAUUUAAGCAGACCCAUGAAACUCACCCUCGAGCACAUGAUGAUGGACCAAGGGCCUUUAACUGACCUGAGCGAGAAGAGCCUUUGCGACGACGACAGCGUCUCUGAGUGUACCGACAUCAUGGAAGACGAGUCAAACCCGACAUCACCUGCUUCGAGCACCCAGAGCCACCAUCAAGUCAAAACAAAACGAUUCCGCACACCAAUGUCAACAUUGCAAGUAAAACUAAUGAAAUCCCUGUUCAACGAUUACAAAACGCCGACAAUGGCCGAAUGCGAGAUGUUAGGUAGGGAGAUCGGCCUGCAGAAACGUGUCAUCCAAGUUUGGUUCCAGAACGCGAGGGCUAAGGAAAAGAAGUUCAAAGCCGCCCUUCAAAGCAUGGGCGGCCAGCCGGAAGCCGACAGGCUACCUGAAGAGUGUAAAUUCUGCCAGUUUAAAUACUCCCACAAAUACUCUGUGCAAGACCAUAUCUUCACGAAAAAACACAUCGACAUGGUCAAAAACUACUUGGAAGCGUCAUUGUCUAAAGAAUCCGAAGGAGACUUCUCUGUGCCGGCUACCCCCGGGGCCUCGGGAGAAAGCAACAACAACCACAGCACACAACAGCAGAUGGCUCAGCUGCAGAUGCUUCAGAUGGCCGGACUAUCUCUACCCCAGGCCCAGGCCAUGGCCAUGGCUGUGAAGAUCGAAGGCAAAGAGGGAGGACAGCAGCCCAACCCCGAAGACCUGGCGUUGCUGCAGCAGCUCUACGGCGUCAGCAACUACCCACAAGGCUUCAUUCACCCCGCACUGCUUUCAGCCACCGGUAACGAGGUGGGGACACCGUUGAGUAGACUGCAACUGGACCCCGGCUCGCUGUCGGCUGUGCUGGAGGCGGCGAAAGAAGGAGGCGGGGGUUCGGUCCGGCUCAACAGCGUGCCCCCGGGGGCGGUGGAGGUGUGCACGGCGGCGGCGUACCUCUGCAUAAAGUGCAGGCUGACGUUCGCGAAGGAAAGCAGCAUUUCUAGUCACGGGUGCGGCCUCGCCCCCGGGCAGGUGACACUCGUCCGGGCCCGGGCGGCGUGCAAGCAGUGCGACGCCGUCCUCGACAACGCCCACGACUUCAAACGUCACACGGAGAUGUCCCAUUCCGAGCCGCCUCUGUCGCCGAGGCUGUCCGUCGAGAUGGAAAACGUCGUCAAUCAGAUCACCGCCCUCGCAGCGCAGUCGCUCAAGCCUUCGGACCCAAACGCCAACAUCUUCGACAAAUUCGCCGUGCCCAGUGCUGGCCAAUAGCGUGUACAUAUCCCAAACUUCAUAAACGGUUUGACAAAAUUUUAAUUAAAUUAUAUAUAUAUCCCCUUUCUAGACCUUGUUAUAUAAACUAAUAUUGAAAAUGAAAACCUCGCAAUUUUUGCUGACUCUUCCAGCAAGACCGGAAGGGCUUGACUGCUGGGAUCAUCCCUUCCCCGGAAUUAUAAUAGAUCGUUUUAUCGAUUCGGUUAAAAAAAAAUAAAUAAAUAAAAAAUAAUACUGAUACAAGCAUUCACAAAACAUAUCAGAAGGGUUUCGAUUCGAAAAAAAACUACAAUCUCUCCCACAUACCCAGAAUCCCAGCGCUAAAGGUUCCUACUAUAGCUAUUUAUGGUUCCUGUUCCAAGAAAUGCUUUUUCUAUUUAAAAAAAA